Messenger RNA from Caenorhabditis auriculariae, 759 nucleotides. NCBI's taxonomy places the organism in Eukaryota, Metazoa, Nematoda, Chromadorea, Rhabditida, Rhabditidae. The record is from the annotation of a GenBank genome assembly.
AUGCGGUCGGCAAUUUUCCUACUUUUUGUUUUCCUGUUCUUCGCGGGAAUUCGAACAGCUCCGACUAAAACUGCCAACGUGAGUUUCCAAAAACUGAAGAACUGAAAGCUUUUCCGAAAACCGUGAAAGUUCAUCUCUGAGUACCCCGCAAAAAAUCGCGAAAAUUCUCAACACUCUGAAAAAACAGUAACCUUUGUUAGGAGCGUAGAAGGAGCUGACCCUUUGAUUUCAGCUUCGAAGGCUGAGAUAGUUUGCGCUUUUGGAGUAGCAGGGCAAAAGGAAGUAUGUUAUUAAUAGCCAAUGCGUAGAAAAAUGCAUAGAAAUCAAACAUUAGAAAACUUUCGUUGGAACUCCAUCUGAAUUUUUUUUGAGCAACCUUUUCUGUUUUAUAACCGAAAACUCAAUGUACUCCUUUACUUUGUAAUAUUGUUAUGAGCUCAGUGGGAAUAGUUAGCAUAGAAAAAAGAAAAUUUUCAGAGACCGCUUUAGCCUAACAUCCUUGGUUUGAUAUUCUUAAAUUUUUUUUCAGAAACACCAUCACGGGGCGAUCGCCACUAACGUCACCGGCGUUUAUAUUUUAGCGUGAGUCGAAACGGAAAACUUUCUUGAGAAUUAAAGAGGGGGGUUCAUUUCAGGGACGACCUCACUCCCGAAGAAAGACAGAAGCUAAAUUUGGCGGCUCAAAAAGAGUAUCUUGAGGACAUCGAGUUCGAAAAAAAAGCAAUGGCUUUGGGAGUGAAAAGAAGUCGGCAGAUGUAA